CUAUAGGAAGUAGAGUUAUUUGCCCUUGGUCAGGAAACGUGCUUCCGGAUUAGAAAUUACUGAUAAAAUAAGACCGCUGUUAUUUCUGUAUGCUGUGUUCCAGUAUUCCUUGCAGAUGCCUCUUCACAAGUUCCCUCCGCGGCUCUGGGAAGCUCUGAAGCUGAAGAAGGGGAUCUACACCCGGCUGCCAGAGCACUAUCUGCGCUCCCUGCAGGAGAGCCGCACGCCCACUGCAGUGCACUGGAAACCCCUGGGGGUCAGCUCCCGCGUGAACCCCAAAACAGGGCACCGCGAACGGGUGCAGGACGUACCCAUCCCUGUCUACUACCCCCCGCAGUCUCAGAGCGGCCUGUGGGGGGGUGAGGGCUGGAUCGUGGGAUACAGAUACGCCAAUAACGACAAGCUCUCCAACCGUCUGAAGAAGGUGUGGAAGCCCCAGCUGUUUAACAGGGAGCUGUACAGUGAGAUUCUCGACCACAAGUUCAAAAUCACAGUGACUGCGCGUACGCUGGACCUCAUCGACGCAGCUUAUGGGUUUGACUUCUACAUCCUGCGGACUCCACAGGAAGACCUGAACUCCAAGCUGGGGAUGGAUUUGAAACGAGCCAUGCUGAUCCGACUAGCUCGUAAAGACACUGAGCUGUACCCUGAAAACCCAGCAAAGAGAGAGACUGUAUUUAACAAAUACAAGGAGUUUGUGAUGCCGGCGGAGGAGGCGGAGUGGGUAGGACUCAGUCUGGAAGAAGCUGUGGAGAAGCAGAGGCUGUUGGAGAAGAAGGACCCCGAGCCUCUGUUUAAGGCCUUCGUACAGGAGUUGGUACAGGAGCUUACCACCCAGAAGCUGUCCGAGCCAGAGAUUGUGGAGAAAAAACCCUGAAGAGGGAGUCUAGGCAGCCUAGCAUUCAUCUUCUGUGAGAGUAUCCAGGCAGCAUUGCCAGGGCAGAGACCAAUAUCAGGUAUCAACUGCAUUGUAUUGUGAACUAGACAUCAAAGCGUCAAAUCUGCAAUAGCUCAAACUGCUCUGCAGUGGAAGCUUUACUGCCAUCCCUGGAGAGCCAGGACUCUGGAGAGUGCAAGGACCCUAUUGUCAGUGGGACUCCACUCCCUUUGCUCCUCUCCUAGUAAAUGUCUUUUAAACCACCCACAAGUUACAUGUUUCACAACUGGCUUUACCCACAGAUCUCAUUUUGGGUUUAUUCUAUUCGGAAUACCUGAAUUUUUUUAUUUUAUUUUUUUAAGCCUGGCUUUGUAAAUUGUGUUUGGAAGAAAACAUCUGUACAUAAUUUUCCAAUAAAAUGCAAUGUUAUUUAA
Polyodon spathula (Mississippi paddlefish) is the source of this 1311-nucleotide messenger RNA. It is a transcript of the gene mrpl28, whose product is annotated as mitochondrial ribosomal protein L28. Gene Ontology annotation, cellular component: mitochondrial large ribosomal subunit. The transcript has 6 exons. Gene Ontology annotation, molecular function: structural constituent of ribosome. Bases 116 to 877 code for a protein of 253 amino acids. Lineage: Eukaryota; Metazoa; Chordata; Actinopteri; Acipenseriformes; Polyodontidae. The record is from RefSeq and is a predicted model, not a curated record.